Molecule: messenger RNA, 439 nt
Organism: Pelobates cultripes (western spadefoot toad)
Lineage: Eukaryota; Metazoa; Chordata; Amphibia; Anura; Pelobatidae
Source: the annotation of a GenBank genome assembly
AUGAGUCUCUUGGAGCUCUGCAGGGGAGGUGCUCUGAUACCUCUUCGGGAACUCCUGCAAGACCGCAAACCCACUUUGAUUGAACGCUUCCGAUACCACCAGCUGACCCACUUUCAUGAUCCGGUGGCCCGUCAACUACAACUUACAAGACCAUUGCUCCCAUUCAAGGACAUAUGCUCGAAAGGAGAGGACCUUCAUCGCAAUAUAUCACUCCUGUAUGCACUCCUGCAGCUAGCAGAAAUUACCCCCCCAAUGAAGUUCCAAUCACUGUGGGAAGAGGCAUUACAUACCUUAUUCACUCCUCAGGAAUGGGAUGAGAAGGCCAUGUACACAGUCCUCAGCUCUAGAUGUGCCAGAUAUCAGGAAAUUAACUAUAAAAUACUCACCCAGUGGUAUGACACACCACAGAAGAUCCAUAAUUAUUUACUUAAAACAUCAG